CGUGAAACCGACAAAGAAGGCGCCCUGACCAAUCCACCCACCAAAGCCAAAGGAUAGCGUCAAAGGCUUUUAUAGAACAAGGGUUCGAACUCGAUAAAAAGGUUCCCCUGGCGCAGUUGGCCUUCAAAAACAAACGGGUUCAGUCCUUUCCAAGUCGAAGUCAGCUGCUCCCUCUGCGCCUUGAACAGAGUGGACAUUUACUAUGAACGUCCUCAUAUCGAUAUUGGGCAAGAGAGCCCUCAAGAGUCUCGACACCGACAAGAUCAAGCCAAACUCUGACAAUCCAUACGAGGAACGAGUCCCGGUAUACAAGAAUGGUCAAAUCGUCAAGUACAGGACUCAGGAGCGACCAAUUCCGGUUGAGCUGUCAUCAAACGACCAGGCGAUCCUGAAAACGGUGCGGAAGAGAGCAUAUAAAUGGGACAUGGGCUUCAAGUGCUGCUGCGUUCCCGUCCGGUUUGGCUGGUCCUUCUUUAUUGGUUUGAUUCCUAUCAUCGGUGAUUUUGCGGAUGCUCUCAUGGCCCUGUGGUUGGUAAAGAAGGCUUCCAAGAUUGACGGUGGUCUACCAGCAACCCUUUACGCGAAAAUGAUAUCCAACAUCAUGUUCGACUUUGCGAUCGGUCUGAUUCCCAUCGUUGGCGACAUCAUCGAUGCGGUCUACCGAGCGAAUACACGCAAUGCCUGGCUACUCCACGUGUACUUGAUGGCGAAGGCUGAUGCGGUCAGGAACGGAAAAGUCUCUGAUCCGGAGACCGGCGAGACCAUUCACUUGUUAGGAAAUGGAACUGGUAAUGGGGUUCUCCAGCCCUCAACUCGACCGGCUCAGUCAACUUCUGCACCGAAAACAACGCACGGCCGGGGAUGGGGCUGGAACCGCGGUGGUGGAAGAACAGCAGAACCAGACUUGGAGUCCGGGAUUGUGGAAGCUCGACCGGAGCGGGAGCUGCGGGAUAGCCACGGCGGUCGGGGUGACGGCCGGGGUGGGUCUACAAGGGAUUCCCGAAGUCAAGGCCGGAGAUAAAGUGGUUUUGGUGGGUCCAACACGAGCCGAUCGCGGUCUCGACACUUGACGUGUGCGAUGUGGAGAGGUUCGAGCUUCGGAGCUCCGACAUGGAAGACCUGGUGAGGUCGGAUGCUGAAUAAUGAAUGAACAAUGACGGCACGAAUUCAGUUGUGAAAAACGCAAAAGACGGAACUAUGAAAGCAAGCAAGGCGCUUGAAGGCACACCUACCUAGGAGUCUCGUUUUUGUUUUUCUAUGUCACUUACAUAAUGCCCCUUGUACAACAAUUAAUGAUUAUAAGCUUCGCACCCCCG
Neurospora hispaniola is the source of this 1316-nucleotide messenger RNA. RefSeq lists its product as uncharacterized. Lineage: Eukaryota; Fungi; Ascomycota; Sordariomycetes; Sordariales; Sordariaceae. The coding region runs from base 203 to 1021 and encodes 272 amino acids. The record is from RefSeq and is a predicted model, not a curated record. The transcript is spliced from 3 exons.